AUGCAGCGAUCAGGUGUGGCCAGAGCCACUCGUUCGCUGCUUGAUCAGGCGUCCAGCUCGUCAAGCGCUGGUGAACGUUGCGCUCGUCGUGCCUUAAUUUCAGCUGCCAACACAUCUGUGCGACCCUCCACUCGAAGCAACAUUUUCGGUCCCCAAUCUCGCACCACAACGCAGAACCGACCCAUCUUGAUGUCACAGCGACGCAAUCUGCCGCCCUCCUCUAAUGUCGCAUCCUCAUCCAAGACCACUGUCGCCUCCUCUGCCGACUCACCCGUGCCUGAUUCCCCCAUCCCAGUCUUCACCACCGUCCAAGACUACCGAGCAUGGCGACACCAGGCUACCAAACAUGGCAAGUCGGUUGGCUUCGUCGCUACCAUGGGCGCACUUCACCAAGGCCAUCUCAAACUUGUCGAAGCCAGCUUGGAGGAGAAUGACUUCACCGUCAUCUCAAUCUUUGUUAACCCUGCCCAGUUCGCUCCCACUGAAGACCUCGCGUCCUACCCAAGAACCCUAGAUUCAGACAUUCAGAAGCUGGCAACCGUCACUAACACCAUCUCGUCAGGGACACAGCGCAAAGUAGACAUCGUAUUCGCACCGAGUGUACGCGAGAUGUACCCAAACGGGCUCACACAAGUUGUCUCAGAUCAGAUCGGCGCAUUUGUCGAGGUCAAAGGACUCAGUCAUCAGAUGGAAGGAGGUAGUCGACCCACUUUCUUUCGCGGCGUCGCAACCGUCGUCACCAAGCUUUUCCACAUCAUCCAGCCCGAUCGCACUUACUUUGGCCAGAAGGACAUUCAGCAGACCGUUGUCUUGCGCCGGCUCGUUUCCGAUCUCGUCUUUUCCCAUCCUCCCUCUGCUGAACAUCUUCGCGUCAUCGCCACUGGCCGUGAUCCCAACGACAACCUUGCGCUCAGUAGUCGCAACGCUUAUCUUACUCCAGACUCGCGCCAAGUUGCGCCUGUGCUGUACCGCGCACUCAAGACAGGUCAGAAUGUGUGGGGGCAGCCGCAAUGGACGGAUUCGCGUAAGGAGGAACGUAUCAGGAAGACGUUGGAAAGCGCCAAAGCAGUGGUUUGGGAGCAAGCAGAGAAGUGCAAACAUGAUGGGAAAGACGUAAACCUCAAGCUGGACUACAUAUCUCUCAAUCAUCCCAAGACGCUAGAGAACCUGGAACAGACCUUGAAAGAGAAAGGACCCGAAGCGGUAGAUAUGGGAGAAGGAGCUGUCUUGAGCGGUGCAGCCCUGAUCAGCCAGGGUAAGGAUGGUAAGCUAACUCGAUUGAUUGACAACUUGCUUCUUGGUUUCAAGCUAUAA
This is a messenger RNA of Ustilago hordei, 1314 nucleotides long. RefSeq names its product putative pantoate--beta-alanine ligase. Bases 1 to 1314 code for a protein of 437 amino acids. Lineage: Eukaryota; Fungi; Basidiomycota; Ustilaginomycetes; Ustilaginales; Ustilaginaceae. Gene Ontology annotation, biological process: pantothenate biosynthetic process. The transcript has a single exon. Gene Ontology annotation, molecular function: pantoate-beta-alanine ligase activity. The record is from RefSeq and is a predicted model, not a curated record.